UGUAAGGUUCUGAAGCUCCCAGGAGACCUAAGCGAAAAGAAUGCGUCGGAAAAUGCGUUUCCAAGGCGCUUGCCAAGUACUAAACAAAACGCCUUAAGUCACCAGCUGGUGACUUGGUUCAACCUACAAUCUUUGAAGGGGGUCAAUGUUGCUAUCUCGAUCGUUACAUGUGAAAAAAUUGCGAUGCUGCUUUAUAUGUUUUAACUACAUUUAUAGAUAUUUUCUUUCGGUAAAAUGAGGUAGUAGUAAUUGAUGAAGUUGAGCAAAGAGGCUUCCUUGAGGAGGAUCAAGGAUGCUAUAGGAGGAUCAAGAAAUAUGUCUUGAGGAGGAUCGUUUGGUCAGCUGAGUAGAUAAACAAACGGUGGCCGUCGCUACGAAUACCUCACCGACGUAUAGUUAUCAAGCUGUGUUUUUUUUUGUUUUUUUUUUUUCAUUGACUAAUGACAGCAACAACACCUAUUAAUCAUUGCAUUUAAACUGAACAAAUCAAAGGACAAGUGAGGAUAUGGAGACUCAGAAAUAUGCAGACAGCAUACAGCUCCCUGAUACAGAGCUAGUGUUUAGAAAUAUUAGAAAUGCAAAGCGCUUUGCCAUUGACAUAGUCGAUGUUUUUGUGGUUGUAGACAUCCCAAAGUUGGUGACGCUCAUAACAAAACAAAGACCCCUGAUUCAGUAAUGUUGGUAUACUGGACCAGCGGGAAAUGUAAACACUGAAUCAGCUGAGCAUGUUAGACAGGUGACAUUCAAGAUGAAUGCUCCACGGAAAAAGGAAUCACCACUCACUUGUGAGCAAAAAGUAACUCUAGUGGGCCUCAUUAGAAAAAAAAAAUUAAGCAGUAUUAGAUAAAAGAACUGACCAUGCCAGCACAGAAAACAAAAGAAAUGUGCAGAAAAGUGUCAUUGAUGCCUUCAACACUGCAUAUUCACUUCAAGUUCUCAAGAGCAGCACUCAGCUGAGGCACAUCUGGGAGUACACAAGGAACAAGGUUAAGGCAGAUGACAGCCAAUUUAAAAAGAAAGUGUGCACAGCUUGGGGAGGUCCAUCCCUUUUACCUCCAAAAUAUGAAACUAACAGAGAAGGUCAGGAGCAUGAUUGCCUUUGAGUUAAACUGUAGUGAAAUGCAGUACCACAAUGAGCUGCCACCUUGCCCCACACCACAGACUCCUGUUGCCGUGUCCAUUCUGCUGCAAGAAGAAUGGAUUGUGGAUGAAGAAGAGAAGGAGGAACUCUCCCAACUGACCAUCAGCCUGGUGUCACAAAAUAAGCAAUCUCCACUGGAGCAGUUAAAUGGUAGUCUGACAUCAGGUCACAAUACCAGCAAAAGGAUGAGCAAAAAAAUCAACAGACCAGGUGGAUCUCUAACCAAGAUAGCCUACUACUCUACUGUAUCAUAUAGAAAGGUCUUGUACAAUGCAGAAAAGGAUAGUGCAGCUUCAAAUGAUGGAGGCGACUACCAGUAUGAAAGUUCUGAGAUUGAACGGCUCCAUUUUGUCAAAUUUGAGACUAAAUAUAUUGAACACUGGCUGGACUUCAUUCGCAACCACCUGAUGUGCAGUAAAGAGUCCAUGCUUGGGAAAACUAUUAAGGCUACAGGUGGUGGUGCUUACAAGUUUGCAGAAUUGCUUCAACAAAAACUGGGACUCAUAGUAGAAAAAGAAGAUGAAAUCGGAAGCCUCAUUAAAGGAUGUAACUUCCUGCUGCGUAACAUCCCGGAUGAGCAGUUCUCCUACAGCAGACAUGAAGAUCCUGAGUAUCGCUUCAUCAACACAGAGCCAAACAUAUUCCCCUACCUCCUUGUCAACAUUGGAUCAGGAGUGAGCAUAAUGAAGGUAGAGGCUGAUGACAAGUAUGAAAGAAUUGGAGGUACCAGUAUGGGAGGUGGAACCUUCUGGGGCCUGGGAUCACUACUUACCAAAGCCAAGGGUUUUGAUGAGCUCCUUCAGCUAGCGAGUGAAGGUGACCACCGCAAUGUUGACCUACUGGUGAAGGAUAUAUAUGGAGGUGAUUAUAGUGCCUUGGGAUUAACUGGAGGAACUAUAGCAUCAAGCUUUGGAAAAGCUAUGCAUCAUGGACAUGGUAAAAGUGAUGGAAGUCCAGGGUUUUCAGAAGCAGACAUUGCAAGAAGCUUACUGUUUACCGUCAGUAAUGAUAUUGGACAGAUUGCCUCCUUGUAUGCUAUGCUUCACGGACUAAGGAAGGUAUAUUUUGGAGGAUACUUUCUCCGCAACCACCCAGUCAGCAUGCACACCAUUAGUUUUGCUAUCAACUACUGGAGCCGUGGAGCUGUUCAAGCACUCUUUUUGCGACAUGAAGGUUAUCUUGGAGCCAUAGGAGCUUUCCUACUGGGAGCUGAAGAAUGUGACACUGAAAAAUAUUCAUGGGGUGAGAACUAUGCUGGCUCAUCAGGCCUACAAUCCCCACUACCCCACCCUCCUGGGUGGCCAGGCGGAACAAUUGACCAACUGGAGAUGGAUCGUUGUGACCAGCAGCUAACAUUCUUUCCCUUCUUGGCCUGCCCUGGAGAGUAUGUGCCGGAUACUGUUGAUCUCACCAAAGAUAAGGAAGCCAGAGACUACUGGUUGUCCUGUUUUGAGGGUUCCCUUGGAAGUUUUGUGGACCGAGCCAUCUCCUCACAGCCCAACAUUCCAGACAGUCAAGAGAGAGCAAAUAAGUUUCGAGAUAAAUAUCUUCAAAGACUACACAACUUAAAAAACCAUCCUUUCGCAUAUGGCAACCUGACUGUGCGGAGUCUACUGGACAUGAGAGAGCAUUGUCUCAAUGAAUUUGAUUUUCCAGAUCCUUACCUGCAGCAAAAGAAGAUGGAAAAUGAAUAUGCUUUGAAACUGUUAAAAAAACAUCUGGCAAUGGUGGAUAAACUGGAAUAUAAUGAACGACAAGAAGUACUGGUGAGGGGAUUUCUGGCUGGCAAUGUGUUUGACUGGGGAGCCAAGGAAGUGGUGAAGCUUAUGGAGCAUGGCUUGAGUUUCACUGAAGCUGGAGAUAAACUUCAAAAGCGUCCAUGGCUUCAUGAUGACCUAGAUGACUGGUUGAAUAGGCAACAGCAGGGUCCCUACAAAUGUGCCAUUAUCUUCCUGGACAAUUCUGGCUGUGAUGUUGUCCUUGGGAUAAUGCCUUUUGCUCGAGAACUGCUCAUACGAGGUACCAGGGUUGUACUGUGUGCCAAUAGUAAGCCAGCACUAAAUGAUGUCACAGCAGAGGAGCUCAUUAUGGUGAUGAAACAAGUUGCUCUUGUGUGUCCCAUCAUGCAUGAACACCUUGAGGCAGGAACCCUAUGUGUGCGAGAAUCUGGUCAAGCUUCACCAUGCUUGGAUCUCAGUCGGCUUCCCCUUUCACUUGUGGAUGAGCUCGUCAAAUGGCAGUGCGAUCUUGUAGUUGUGGAGGGCAUGGGAAGAGCCAUUCACACCAACCUACUGACCUCUUUCACCUGUGACUCUCUUAAGCUAGCAGUUAUCAAAAACAGGUGGCUAGCUCAAAGGCUUGGAGGUGAAAUGUUUUCUGUAAUGUGCAAGUAUGAAGCAGGAAGUGUCAAGACCAGUGUUGUCUCUACAGCAACAAUUGAUAAUGUACCUGUGCCUCAGUUAUGAAACAUAUGAAUAUAGUGUGUGUGUGUGUGUGUGUGUGUGUGUGUGUGUGUGUGUGUAUAUAUAUAUAUAUAUAUAUAUAUAUAUAUAUAUAUAUAUAUAUAUAUAUAUAUAUAUAUAUAUAUAUAUAUAUAUAUAUAUAUAUAUAUAUAUAUAUUACUGUAUUACCUUGGAUUGCAAGUAUAAUCCUUUUCUGGAAAGGACUCAUAGUCCAAUUUACCCAUAAACUAAAUCAAUUUUCCCCAUGAGAACUACUGGAAAGACUUCAAAUUUUUUUUUAUCAACCAAGAAAUAUAAGUCAUUUUAAAAAUUGUUAUUAUUUAAACAAAUUACUGUCCCGAGCUAAGAAAUAACAAACAGUGAUCAUGCACGCAUCUCAUUCAUGCUUCUUCAUAAUCCUCUUUGUCUUAAUUGUAAUCAUCUUCUUAGCUCCUUCCUUUCAAGGCUUCUUCAUAAUACAGGCCAUAGUUUUACCAAAGUAAAGUCAAAACACUGCAAAAACAGUCACAAAAUAAUGUAGGAAAACACAGUACAAGUGCAGAGAUACUGACAUUGCUAGAGAGGCACACAAAAUAGAAUGGUCAACAGAGCUCUUGGUUCUGUAGAGUGAAGGAGACCAUUAAACCAUGUUUGUGGUGAGACACAUCCUUACAUCCCUCAGCAUUUCAUUGUUUCAUCAGUGCACUCAGUCUUUACGCUGCCAAUAGUUACACGGCUUUUGUUUUCUAUUCUUUUCACCAUUCUAUUGAAACUCUUACAUUCAUAUUAUGUAAUCAUGGCCUGUAUUUUUCCCCCGGCAUCACCUCAGUAGACAACUUUGUUUAAAACAAACACAACUGUUUUGUUAGCCAAAGCAAGGAAAGGUCAUGAAAGAUAACUUUCCCUUAUGUCAGUAUGUCAAACACUGAAUUUGUUGUUCUGUUUUCAAAAACAUAUGAGACAAACCUAAGUUGCCAUGUAGUUAUUUUCUCCCGGCAGAUUUUUUUCAGACCAAGGAACAAGUUGUCAGUUUGUGCAAUGUGACGCUCAUGUCAGCAAGAGUUCUAAUCGCGAAUGUCACUGACUAUAUAUAUAUAUAUAUAUAUAUAUAUAUAUAUAUAUAUAUAUAUAUAUAUAUAUAUAUAUAUAUAUAUAUAUAUAUAUAUAUAUAUAUAUAUAUAUAUAUAUACUCACACACAUUCACAGUCAUCCCUCACUAUCCACGAGGGUUAGGUAACAGACACACCAUGGGUAAGGAAAAAUCUGUAUAAAAUUAAUGCCCCCACUAAAGAACACCCCUGAGCCCCAUAAACCUUGUUUAAGUAAAGAAAACUGCAUGUACUGUAUUAUGCAGCAUGUAAUGCAUUCCUGCGUAUAAUGUGCACUAUAAAUUUUAAGACAACAAUUUGAGAAAAAAUAUAUUGCUUGAAAUGCUUAGUAAAUAUUUAGAAAACAUCACUAGAAGAAGUGACUUUUCAAUUAUAUUUACUGAUGCAGUUUUAUAUUCUCUGUUCACUAGUAACAAUCAGAUCUUGGUGAUUUUUUUUUUUUUUUUCUUAUAUGGGGUAAGGUUGGAUGCAAGUGAUGACCAGCUUCUUGUUGGGGAACAGUGUCCCUGGGUAAGACUGAGGGCUGGAAGAAGUUCAUAUGGCCACUGUAAACAACACAAGGAACACAUUGAGCUUCAUAUUAUGCUAGAAUUGGUUUACUUGACGGUACCUGUUUUUUUUCUUCCUGGUAAUUAACCUCAUUCCUGCAACAAGAAACCAACACAUAGGUGCUGUGAAUUCUUGGUAAAUGGCACCAUCUUGGUGUCUGCUGCUGACGAAUCUGAUGACAUUUUGUCAGAAUUUGACCAAUGAGAACCAGCUUUAAUCCCUUAAGGACCAGCAGUGGUGGUGAUUUUUGUCCUGCUAGAACCAGCCCUCCAGCUCAAACAACCAGCCUGUAUUCACACACAUCCUAAUCUUAGCCUGUAAUGGAAGGGAAAAUGAAAUAGACUUUGUUCUCAGCAUCAUGUCUUCCUCUUUCUAUCAAUAUCAUCCAGAUGUCUCAACAUGCAGUGGUUAUGGAUAGAAGGCGAGAUGAAGAGAAGAGACUUUUGAAGAGAAUGAGUCACUUGCCUGUCAUGCGUUCAUUUUCCCUGACUGCAUAUGGUUAGUGCUUAAUGAAAACAGGUGCCCUGACCUCUCUUCAUACUUGCUAAGUGGUUUUAUCAAGUUCUCACUAUGUUGCACUCUCACUAAGACAUGAAGCAAAUGGUUGAGUGUGUGUGAGCAGGUAAUACAUUUGGCCAAUUGAGAUCCAAGGAUAGGAGGGAGCAAGCAAGGAAUCAGAUUCAUCAGAAUCACUAUUACUGCAUUUAACCAUGAUGAGAACAGGGUAGUGAUAGAGUUUAGCCUAACUAGCUCAAAGUAUUAUCAAACUGAAGAGAGGAUUGUAGGAUCCGGACCUGAUAAUUUUUUUUCCUUUGUAAUUUUCUGCAUUUUUUCUCACUUCUUUUGAUACAUGCAAUGUUUUGAUAAAAAAAAUCUUUUCCCUUAUAAAAAAUGAGGUCUUCCACACAAAAUUUCAGUUUCACGUGCUGUGAGACAUGUAUGAGUUUUUUUUUCCCUUUUUUUUCCCAUAUUUUUCUGACAUACCCGUUUUUCUUUAGUCUCCUAUGAAAAUCUAUGGUUCUCUCUCUCUCUGCAUACAACAAAAAGAACAGGAAAUUUUUAGAUCUAACUAUAUUUCUUGGAAUUAUCAAUGAAAAAAUAAAAAUAUAUAAUUAUUUUUUUUCGGAAAUCCAGCAAAUAAUCAAUAUAUCUGCAUCGUAUAUCUUUUGCACUAAUAUUUUAUUUAUUUUAAACGGUGAAACACUGUUUUUUCAAUUAGAAAUAUGGCAAAACAACAAAAUUCUUUCCCCCCCUAUGGUAAUUAAACGUGGUCAUGAAUUGCUUUAGGAUUGUGUACAAAACCAAUAACUAAAUUAAACUAUGUCUGCUUUUUCAUUAUAUUCUGAUGUAUAUAUAUCAUGUGAAUUUCAAGUCCCUAGCUGCAAUAGGUAAAUUAUAGUUUCCCCUUUGAAUUUAUCAUUUGAUAUCUCAAAAUGGCAGAUUUUUGGCAUAUAAAAAUUAUCUCUGUUGUUAUUCCUGUUACACAUAUAUGGGCUACUGCAGCUUUUGAAACUAUGAGAGGCAAACAAAAUCUGUUAUCAAAAUUUUUCUUUGGAAUUUAUUUUGAUUUUUGACAAAUAUUUGAAUAAAUUUUUUUUUCAUUUUUUCAUCGAACAAAAAAAUAGUAUUGUACAAGAAAAAACAACAGUAGACAUUGUUCUCCUGUUCUUCCUGAUUAAAAUGCUUUUUGAAUUAAAUAAAUUGAUCAGGAGAUAAGGGAGGAGAUACAAGUUGAACAUAGCCAAUUUAACACAGAAUUCACAAUUCUACAACCCCCUGAAAUAAAAAGAUUGACAAAAAGUAGCGAAGUUUACUGUAAAAGUCACAAAGUAGUUAUAACUGCCUCCGGUCCUCGCCUGGUAAUGCAGCUAUAGCCAUCUCUGGUCCUUUUAGGGGUUAGACAAGAGUGAUGAUGUAGGUACUUUUUUUUUUUUUUUUAUUUAUUUUUUUUUUUUUGCGUAGCUUAUACUGCUUCAUUUGGCAACAGUGUACAGUAACUGCAUCAUACAAAACAAUGGAAAUAGCAGCCAGGCUAGGUUGGCAGAGAAGCUCUAUAAUUUUUUUUUCAUUUUUUAUAGUGAUUAUCUGUUCACUUUAUAUUCUAUGGCAACAUUAUAAGCAUAACUAUGGACAGCAAAGAAUCAUAAAGGCAAGUUUACAGUCAUUAUUGGACAGGACAAAAAAUAAACCAAUAAAUGAAUUAAUUUUGUACUUUCAGUGUAUACCAUGCAGGGGUAACUCUUUGGACAUUUCUUUUGUGAAAAAUUGUUUGUUACACAUCACAAAAUAUGAUACAUGGUUACAAACAUUUUAUUUAUCAAUUAACUAUAAAAAAAAGAUAAAGAAAAAUGGAUCAAUACUGUUAAGUUGUCUCUUAUGGCUUCCUCCAUUAUUUGAACUUAUGGUUAGCAGCAAUCCAUGUAAAAGUGAAACCGUAGAUAACAGGGGAUAUAUAUAUAUUAUAUAUAUAUAUAUAUAUAUAUAUAUAUAUAUAUAUAUAUAUAUAUAUAUAUAUAUAUAUAUAUAUAUAUAUAUAUAUAUAUAUACAGUGGACCUUGGUUCUAGAACACACUCUAUUCCUGAAUGCCAUUCGAAAUCCAAAAUGUUCAAAAACCAAAACUCUUUUCCCCAUAGAAAUCAAUGCAGAAUGGAUUAAUCCAUUCCUAGACACCUGUCUACCCUGUCUUAGUGGCUUAUGACAGACACUCCCACAGCCAAGAUGGCUGCUUCACAACAUCUUUAGCUCACAAAUUAUUCAUCAAGAAAGGAUGUAUUGAAUGAACUUAAUGACACAGAACUCAUUAGAGGAUACUGUUUAAACCAUGCAGGUAUUCUCUUUGGCACCGAUCUAGUGAAAGAAGCCUUACAAAAGGACACAGAAAGGAACAACCCACUUACUGCCAAAAUGAAGAUGAUCAUUAACACUUAGACAUCUUGCUACUGGGAACAGCUUCUGGGAAAAAAUGCAGUAGUGAUGACGUUGUGGGUCAUCAAGAGAGCCGCAGGUGACUCGGGAUAGCUCCUGAGUGCCGAAAACUGUUUGUUUACAUUGAGGCUUUUCAACGGGAUCAGAUUUAACGUAUUUCAAACAUUGAAUUACUGUCUUACAUAUAUACACAUAAAAACGGUGUAAAUAUUUAUAGAAACGAUAAAUUAGUAAUAAAUGACAGCUUUUGCUAAGUCUUUAAUAACCGAAAUGAAGUAACUUUGUUCUAGAACUGAAUUAUGAUACCACAAUUGAAACAAUAAUGAGUUCAAAAUUUUGUUCAAAAACUUAUUUGUCCAAGGUUCCACUAUAUAUACACAUGCACACAAACACACAUAUACCUUCCCUUGAAGGAAGGUGUAUCAAGAUUGAAAGUUGAAGGAAAAAUCAAUGAGGAUGCACAGGACAUGGCAGAGGUUAUGAACAAUAGUUUUAGAAUGGUAUUUACUGUGGAACGGGAGUCUGAUGCUGGAAGGGAUAAGUUGGUGAGGAAUAUACAGUCCCAAUCAGUUAUGAGGAAAUACUUAAGAUGAUGGAAGAACUUGAUGUAAAUAAAGCAACUGGUCCAGAUGGAAUAUCAAACUGGAUAUUGAAGGAAUGUUGAGAACACCUGGCAGAUAAAAUUCAGUCUAGCAAUGACAUCACUAUCACAAGGAAGAGUACUUGAAAAAUUGGAAGAGAGCAAAUACUACAUCAAUAUUCAAAGGAGGAAAUAAGGAAAACCCACUAAAUUAUAAACCAGUGUCCUUGAUUAGUGUUGUAGGAAAACUAUGCAAAAGAACAAUAAAGGAAAGAUGGAUGGGACACUUGGAAAGAGAUAAAGUUUUGGUAAAUUGUCAAUUUGGAUUUAGGAGGGGAAGAUCAUGCUCCAUGAACCAUCCAUUCAUCCAUCCAUGAACCUCCAUCGUCUCUUUAUUCAAGGGUAAUUGGUAUUGUGCAGGAGAGAGAUGGAUGGGUGGAAGGUGUCUACUUUGACUUGAAGAAAGUGUUUGACAAAGUAUCACACCAAAGAUUGCUAUGGAAGAUAAAAAAAAAAUAAAAUAUGGAAAAAUUGGUGGAAGACUAUUGGAGUGGAUUGAGGAUUAUCUGGAUGACAGAGAGAUGAAAACAGUAAUACCUCUUGGCUGAAAGUAGCUAGUGGUGUCCCACAGAGGUCAGUGUUGGGACCAAUAAUUCACUGUACAACAAAUUUCAGGGUUAAGAAGAAAACAGUUCUCAUGUGCAUUUUAUUAUGAAGUUCAGUGUGCUGAAUUCAAAUUUGAUAACAAAAAUUUCAUGCCACGUCACAAUUUUUUGUAAAUCGCUGUUUUAAUAAUUAUGCAAUUAAUAGAGAUUUCCAAGAUUCCAUAAAUGUAUUUUGCUCCCAAAGUCAGAUUAAAUGUCUUCAUUGUAUUUAUUUAAUUAAUAUAUAAUGUUUGUUAGCUUUAUAUAAUGUAUUAACCUACAAUCUAGUAUUUACUUCUUUUAUAAGACGUCUCAGGCGUGUCACGCUUCAGGUUCCAACAGAAGUCAGCCAGCAUAGCAGGGCUCCAUUUUCCCUUGUACCUGUUUUCCAUUGACGCUAUAUCUUGAUGGAACCUCUCUCCAUGUUCAUCACUCACAUCUGCUGCGUUCUCUGGGAAGAAGGACAGAUGAGAAUGAAGAAAGUGUAUCUUCAGUGACAUAUUGCAUCCGAGAUCUUGGUAGCAUUUGAUUAGCCUCUCCACUUUACGCUCUCGCUGGGACUCUUGGUGCUUUCCCAGAAGCCCUUUGCAUACAUCUUUGAAUGCAUGCCAGGCCACUAGCUCAGGUUCAUCCAUUGUCGCCUCAAAGUCCUCAUCAUUUAUAAGCUUGCGAAUCUGAGGGCCUACAAAUAUACCCUCUUUAAUCUUGGCAUCACUAAUUUUAGGGAAGAUCCCUUUGAGAUACUGGAAACAUGGCUUGUUAUGUUGCAGUGCUUUGGUAAAUUGCUUCAUUAGGCCUAGUUUUAUAUGCAGUGGUGGCAAAAUGAUUUUCUCCUUCUUAACUAGUGGCUCAUGAAUUACAUUAUGGCAUCCAAGCAUCAUAGAUUCCCGAGAUGGCCAUUCUGAGCGUAUAUAAUGUUCUGAUCUGGCCCUACUGUCCCACUUGCAAAGAAAGCACAUAAAUUUGGUGUAUCAAGUUUGUAGCCCAUUAAGUAUGGCUACUACUUUCAAGUCUGCACAAAUUAACCACUCAUGCUCUUUGUAACUUAUGCGGUCUAGAAUAAAAGCAAGGUUCUCAUAUGUCUCUCUUAAAAUGACUGAGUAAGCAACUGGAACUGAAGGCAUGGUGUUCCCAAUGUGCAACAGAACUGCUUUUAUGCUGUAAAGGGAUCCAUCUAUGAAUAGCCUCCACUCAUUGGGUAAAAGCAACAAAAAAUACCGUUCAGAUAGACAUUGUGGGCACUGCUAUUUACGAAGAACUGGAGAGUCACAGAAAGAAACGGAUGUUAUAUUCGUAAUCUACGCAUAAAAUAACUCUAGAAAAGGAUAGUCUCAUUUCCGUUUUUUUUUUUCAUUGUUAUACAGUGUAAUGUUUGUAAUUUAUGUUAAUGACAUAAAUGAAGAAAUAGUUAUAUGAACUUAUUUGCAGAUGAUGCUAAGCUGAUAAGGGUAGUAAAUGUAAAUGACUGUAUGGCACUGCAAGAUGAUUUAAAUAAGAUAAAUAGAUGGAGUAAAUCUUGGCAAAUUAAAUUAAAUUUAAGUAAAUGUAAAGUAAUGGAGUUUGGUAAGAGUAAGAAAAGAAUAUAAUAUCACUAUGAGAUGGAUGGUGUGAAGUUACAGAAAUCAAAAAAGGAAAUGGAUGUGGGAGUAACAGUUACUGAAAAUUUGACUCCAGACAGAAACAUUGAUAAAAUUACUAGAGAGAUUAUGAAUUUGUUAAAAAAAAAAAAAUAAGAAUGGGAUUUUCACAUUUAGAUGAAGGAAUGAUGAAAAGUUGUUGAUUUCCAUGAUAAGACCAAGAUUGAAAUAUUUGGUAGUGGUGUGGUCUCCUCAUAUAAAGAGGAAUAUUAUAAAAUUAGAAAGAGCAUAAAGAGCACUCACUAAGAUGGUUCUGGAGUUGAGUAGGUCGACCUAUGAAGAGAGAGAUUGAGAAUGUUGGAAAUUCCUACCCCUGAAAAUAGGAGAGAGAGAGGGGAUUUAAUAAACAUCUAUAGAAUGAUAAACGGUGUAGAAAAUGUGGACAAAGAAGGUUUUAUAAAUUUAGACACACAGGGUACAAGGGGACACACUAAGAAGUUGAAGAAAAUUAACUGUAGAAGAGACAUAAAAAAAUAUAGUUUUCCUCACAGAAGUAUGAACAAAUUCAGUGAAUUUAGUGAAGAGAAUGAUAGUGACUGGUGAUUGACACAAAUGGCUUUGAAUCUAAUCUUCCCGUUGAUGGAUGCUGAAUACUUUUCUUCCAUUUAUUUUGUAUCCUAUACAGUUGCAUUAGGGAUUCACCAAAAUUUGUAUAUCAGCACAUUUAAUUUUGUUUUUUUGGCCCUUAACAAUCUCUCCUUAUUUUUUUUAUUCCUGUGGGGGAAUUCGGAAACAUAAGUUUUCUCUUCUUCUAUUGCAACAGGAGAGAGAUGUUACCUAGAUUAACAACCUAUGCCCAAGUAGAACAUCCAUUUCCAUAAAUUUUAAUGAGCUUUCUUUGUCUGUACAAUGACAAAAACACCAGAAUGAUUAUACUUCCAUAAAUAUAAAACUUUUUUAUACAUAUAUUAGUCUUUAAUACUACUUUAGUAGAAAUACUGUAAUACAAUAUAUAUAUAUAUAUAUAUAUAUAUAUAUAUAUAUAUAUAUAUAUAUAUAUAUAUAUAUAUAUAUAUAUAUAUAUAUAUAUAUAUAUAUAUAUAUAUAUAUUGUUCAUGUCCCAAAUGACAAGAAGGAUCAGACUCUCUCAUAUGAAUGAGGGCAGUCAAGAACAGUCAAGGAAAGUUUUCAUAUACCACUGGAUAAACUAAUUAUUUGUGAGUUUAGUGUAUAUUUUUGAUCAAGUAGCAAUAUGACACAAUUCUAAAUAUUGCAACAUGUAUCUGGAUUCCAUGUUAUAACCUUGCUACAGAUUGUAAAUUAAAUGAAAGUCUGAACUUCUGUUGGCAUCAUGGCAGUCAAGAGUGUAUGAAACAAUCAACAGUCAGUCUUUUGCUACCUAACUGAUUGGUCAUGACUUCUUAGGCUCCAUCCCCAACAGAAAAUGUAAAACUACACAUUAAGCCUAAGAUUUUGCUAAUACUUCUACUAAGUGUUGGCAAAAAAAUGUGGCAGGGGGAGCUUAAAAUUGCAAUAUUUCAUACUUUUUUUCAGCAUUACAAAAAAUUAUCUAUCAAUUAAUUCAUUUUAAUUUGUUAAUUUUUUUUUUUAGUUUACAAAUAUAUUUUUGCCUGCUUGUGUAUAUGUUAAGUUUAUUAAUCAAGUAGCUUAUUAAUAUUAGUAUAUAAGUAUGUAUGCCUUUGAUCCAGUGAUUUAUAUGCAUUGGUAAAUUAAAACUAUAAGUAAUAAUA
This is a messenger RNA of Scylla paramamosain (green mud crab), 12718 nucleotides long. Its product is annotated as 4'-phosphopantetheine phosphatase-like. Lineage: Eukaryota; Metazoa; Arthropoda; Malacostraca; Decapoda; Portunidae. The record is from RefSeq and is a predicted model, not a curated record. Gene Ontology annotation, cellular component: cytosol; nucleus. Gene Ontology annotation, molecular function: pantothenate kinase activity; ATP binding. The coding region runs from base 997 to 3606 and encodes 869 amino acids. Gene Ontology annotation, biological process: coenzyme A biosynthetic process. The transcript is spliced from 19 exons.